Messenger RNA from Cryptomeria japonica (Japanese cedar), 2516 nucleotides. Its product is annotated as chaperone protein dnaJ GFA2, mitochondrial. The transcript is spliced from 19 exons. Gene Ontology annotation, cellular component: cytoplasm. Gene Ontology annotation, molecular function: heat shock protein binding; ATP binding. The coding region runs from base 367 to 1719 and encodes 450 amino acids. The record is from RefSeq and is a predicted model, not a curated record. Gene Ontology annotation, biological process: response to heat; protein refolding. Lineage: Eukaryota; Viridiplantae; Streptophyta; Pinopsida; Cupressales; Cupressaceae.
UUAUACAUGUCGCAUUAAAAAUGCCCUCAGCUAAUUUCUUAUAGGAAAUAUUAAAAUCGUCUAGAAACUUCUUUUUAUUUCUAACCAAACUCAGUGCCAGGGGUUUGGAGAGGUUUAGGGAUUCAUUUCUAUUACUUACACUUACCAUUAACACUGUUUUCUGCAACACUUACAAAAUCUCCUCAUUUCAUUCAGUAAACAUUCAUCCAUUUGUUUUUCUUGAAUUGGCAGUGUAUUCUUUUUCAGACAAUACAACUAAAUUCAAUCAGCAGCAACGCCAGAAUUAAUGUGUUGUAGGUGUUCUUCCAGUGGUGUAGAAUAAUAUAGGGCUUCUAUUAUUGAAGGGACAAGAAAAUACUGGACCCAAUGUUUCGCUCAAAUAGUUUCAGAUAUUUAUGGCGGAUUGCACAGAUACCUGGGAAGAGCGCAGCGGGUUCUCAGGAGACUGGCGUCUGCUGUUUCUCUGGAAAGUUUUUCAAGACCAAUAUGGACCAAUGGCAUUCAGUUCAUCAAAGAGAUGCGUUCUGGGAUUAUGGGGCUGGAGUCAUGUGUAUGAACAGGGGCUUCCAUUCAACCGUCACUCAUCAUAUGGCUGCUAAGGACUACUAUCAGAUUCUUGGAGUUAACAAGAGUGCAAGCCAAUCAGAAAUCAAGAAAGCUUAUUAUGCGCUUGCGAAAAAACAUCAUCCUGAUGUGAACAAAAGUGAUUCAGAAGCAGAGAAAAAGUUUCAGGAAAUUCAACGCGCUUACGAGGUAUUGAAAGAUGAUGAAAAAAGGGCACUGUAUGACAAGGUGGGGCCUGAAGCUUUUGAACAGGCUGCAGCAGGCAGUGCUGCAGGUGGUCCAGGAGGUGCAGGAUUUGGAGGUUUUGGUGGGUUUGGGGGGUUUGGGGGCUUUGGAGGCUUUGAGGAUGUUUUUGGAGGAGGACUAGAUGAGGCCUUGAAGAACAUGUUUCAUCAGAGGUCAUUUGGUGGCGAGGAUAUCAAGCAAACACUUGAGUUGUCUUUCAUGGAGGCAGUGCAGGGAUGUGCUAAAAGUUUCUCUGUUCAAACUGCCCUACCUUGCUCAACAUGCAAUGGGACUGGUGUUCCUGCUGGUACUAAACCUGAAACGUGUAGACUCUGUAGAGGUCUGGGAACGGUAACCAUGCAACGUGGCCCUUUUAGGAUGCAGUCUACAUGUACACAGUGUGGUGGGACUGGACAGUGUAUAAAGGAAUUUUGCAAGGCAUGUGGUGGCAAGAAGGUUGUUAGAGGAACAAAAAGGGUCACUAUUGAUGUCAUGCCAGGGGUGGAUAAUGGAGAAACGUUAAGGAUGGUAGGAUAUGGUGGAGCAGACCCAGAAGGUGAUCGCCCAGGUGAUCUUUAUGUGGCCCUCAAGGUCCAUGAUGAUCCUAUAUUUCGUAGAGAAGGAGCUCACAUUCAUGUAGAUGCAGUUAUAAGCUUCACUCAGGCGAUUCUUGGUGGGACCAUUCAGGUGCCAACUCUAACUGGCGAUGUGGUUUUGAAGGUUCGUGAAGGCACACAGCAUGGUCAACAGGUUGCUUUGAAAGGAAAAGGCAUUAAGCUACGGAAUUCUAGCCAGUACGGCAACCAAUAUGUACAUUUUCGAGUCAUCAUUCCAACGAACUUGACACACAGGCAACGAAUGCUUAUCGAGGAAUUUGCAAAAGAAGAGAACAGUGAAGAUGACAAGAGUGCUGCUGGAGCAAGUUGGUGACCAUGGAUAUCUUUGUCAAUUGUCAAUCAACUAUGAGCUUGUCUGAAAUGAGUUAGAUUUUGGGAAGAGAGGAAAGUUUGCAUUGAAGAGUUGUAUUUCUUUUCAAAAUUGAUUGUAAUCUCCUGAAAAAGGAAACAAUAUUUAUUUAAAAAAGGACUUUUUAUUGAAAAGUUACUUAGUAUCUAGUCAAAUGAAAAUUUCAUGUAGGUUGCAAUCUGCCAGUUAAUUUGUAAUCUGUAAUUAUCUAUAUGCUGACUGUAAUUUAUGGCACAUACAUUGAUUGGCGAUUUAAAAGAGAGCCUUCAAAUUUCUUUAUUGACUAGGUGCAAUAAUUGCAUUAUCAAGAUAUAAAUUCUAAAACAGAUCUAGUUCGGAAGCUUUAUUACAUAGCAUCAUGCGGAACUCUCCAUUUAUGUUGGUAAGCUGGUGAUCUUGUCGUCGUCGUUGCCAAGAUUUCUCUCCAGAUUCAAGUCAAGAAAGAUGUAGCCUGGUUUCCCUCAUUAUUUGAACAUUUACCAUUUUAGAGAUUUUUGCUUUUCCAAUCUUAAUCACUAGGGUCAGAUUUAAGGAUUUGUAUAGUUAGAUCUUUCUACACCUAAUGUGGGUAUGUGGGCAUCCUGCUCGAUCUUUUUGAGACAUUUUAGAUGCAUAAACUUCUAUGCUAGUUAUUACCACUUAGAUGUGGUUUACAAUUAUAAAGUUUGUUCUUUUGUUCUCACAUAGAGAGCAAUGGGAAUUGCAUGUAAUGCUUACCUUUAUAAAGGGAAUAUAUUCUACUUAACAGGUUUCUUAAAACA